Messenger RNA from Thalassophryne amazonica, 1958 nucleotides. It is a transcript of the gene ergic1, whose product is annotated as endoplasmic reticulum-golgi intermediate compartment 1. Gene Ontology annotation, cellular component: endoplasmic reticulum membrane; endoplasmic reticulum; Golgi membrane. Gene Ontology annotation, biological process: endoplasmic reticulum to Golgi vesicle-mediated transport; retrograde vesicle-mediated transport, Golgi to endoplasmic reticulum. NCBI's taxonomy places the organism in Eukaryota, Metazoa, Chordata, Actinopteri, Batrachoidiformes, Batrachoididae. The transcript is spliced from 10 exons. The record is from RefSeq and is a predicted model, not a curated record. The coding region runs from base 139 to 1011 and encodes 290 amino acids.
UCAGCCAAUCAGAUUUUGCAAAGCGUCCUAAGCUGACGUCAGCCCGGUACCGAUGAAGAGGACAGAAGAGCGCUUUGUUUUUUUUUUCGUCGUUUUCGGCUGAACCUUUUAAUUCUUUCCGUACGACGCACAAACAUCAUGCCUUUCGAUGUUAGGAGACUUGAUAUCUACCGGAAAGUGCCAAAAGAUCUCACCCAGCCAACAUACACAGGAGCUUACAUUUCCAUUCUCUGCUGUGUCUUCAUACUCUUCUUGUUUCUGUCCGAGCUGACGGGAUUCAUUACCACUGAUAUUAUAAAUGAACUUUAUGUGGACGAUCCUGAUAAAGAUAGUGGUGGGAAGAUAGAUGUGAGUUUAAACAUCAGUUUGCCAAACUUACACUGUGAUUUGGUGGGUUUGGACAUCCAGGAUGAAAUGGGCCGCCAUGAAGUUGGUCACAUAGACAACUCUAUGAAAGUUCCUCUUAAUGAUGGCAGAGGCUGUUGCUUUGAGGGAGAGUUCACCAUCAACAAAGUCCCAGGAAACUUCCACGUGUCCACACACAGUGCUACAGCCCAGCCGCAAAACCCUGACAUGACGCACACCAUCCAUAGACUGACCUUUGGAGAAAAGCUCCAGGUACGAUUGGUCCAAGGCGCCUUCAAUGCUUUAAGAGGGGCUGACAGGCUGUCAUCAAAUCCUUUGGCUUCACACGAUUACAUACUGAAGAUUGUUCCGACUGUUUAUGAAGACCUCACAGGCAGAAGAAGGUUUUCCUACCAGUAUACAGUGGCCAAUAAGGAGUAUGUAGCUUACAGCCACACGGGUAGGAUCAUCCCCGCCAUCUGGUUUAGGUACGACCUCAGUCCAAUCACAGUCAAGUACACGGAAAAGAGGCAGCCAUUCUAUCACUUCAUCACCACAAUCUGUGCCAUCGUCGGAGGGACGUUCACUGUCGCAGGAAUUAUCGAUUCCUGUAUAUUCACCGCUUCAGAGGCUUGGAAGAAGAUCCAGAUAGGAAAAAUGUCCUGAGGGCUGUACAUCUUAUUUAAAAGUCUAAAGUUACUGGCCUGUUAGCUAAAUCUAAUCCUGCUUGAAACUACGUCCUCAUUGAGAAUGCGGCUCCAGCGCUGGAUCUAACUACCAGGCUACACGGCUACAUCUCAGUUCCCCCCAAACUCCUCUUAGUUACCAUGGUAAUGAAGCAUAAUACUGCAGGAGAAUAUUUCUAUUCCCAAUUUUAAAUUCAGCUGGAGCACAAAGUAAUACAAAAGCAAUCGAAUGUACAUGUAGAAUCUAAGUGGGAAAAUUUAGGAAAGUUCAGUCAAACUUGACGGAGGAAUGUUUCAGGAGUGGAUGUUUUGACUGGCUGGGAAACGGAAUGAUCAACUGAGGAAAGGUGUUGUUUUUUUCUUUUUAAAUUUCUGAACCUAUGCUAUGCCUCUGACUGGACUGAUCCUGAAGUACUGUAAUCUUAUUUUGUGCUGUGACAUGAGCUGCGGGUUACAAAACGCUGGUCCAUCUGUUCCGUGUCCUGUUCCGCACCAUUGGUUCUGUUCUUGAUGUAGCUGCACUCAACGUUUUCAGUUUCAUUUCAGAUGUUAACAAAAUGUCAGUGUGGACUUAGUUUUUUUUUUUUUUUUUUAUAAUGAUUAAAUUGCUUUCAGUACAGUUUCAAGGACCCUGUUUCAAAAUGUUAGAGGAAAAGUUUUUUUUUUCUUUUAAGAUUGUGCCAAUAUUAUUUUUAGUAAAGAAACUGGUUUCGUUUAUCGAGGGAUUUUUUUUUUUUUUUACUGUUGUAAAUAUUGGCUGUAUUAGAUUAUGUGUAGGAUGGAUGUUUUUCUGAUCUUUUUUAUGGUCUUUUGUAACCAGGAAAUGUUAAAUUGCUCUUUAUUUUUCAUAAAACAUUCAUUACCUGCUCUCUUUCAAAUGAAUCUGUACUGUUGUGUGUUCCCUGAGUAAAGGUACCACAGAGGUUA